AGUGCACAUGUAUUCUUAUCUAUAACAUCUCCUCUAUUGUACACACUAUCGAACACCACAUAAAGUUGUAUAGCUUGUACACUAUGGGUAUCACUGGGCUGUUCAACCUAGUCCGCCCUGUGUUUGAGAAGACGUCGCUAUCUCAACUUGUAGGCGUUUUAGGGAUAUAUGCUAGUUAUUUAGCGCACAAUUUUGCAAGUACGCAUGCGAUAGAGAUCGUGAUGGAGAACAAUUUCCAACCCUUUCUCCUUGACGUUUACGCUUCGAUUCAGAGGCCACAAUCGUACGGUUUAGGUACAUUUAGAGUGUUUAUGGUAUUUGACGGCUAUCGAGAUAGAGAGAAGAAGGUCAACGAGGAACGAGCCGCAAAACGAAAAUCUGCAAUGGAGGUCAUCGAUGUACACAUCAAGACGUUCCACAGGCUAAGCGGAAAGCAACUGGCUUUGACAAACUUAAAGCUUGUAAGGAAGCUGUUUCAUUCUUCAAUCUGGACAUGGCUGAGAUGCUGAUGUCACUCUGUCAAGAUGUGGAUAUAGACUUCAUCGUAUCGCCAAUGGAAGCCGAGCAGCAGCUCCUGGCGCUUUAUUAGUUAUUGGAUGUACAACCCUGAUUAUGGAUCAACGUUGGAAGUCUGGCAUCGCAGAUAUCUUCUAUAGAAAGAACUGUAAGCACACUAAUAUUGAAAAGAUAGUAGACCUCAGCGAUAAGCAAGUUUCAUUUCUUCAAGCCGUGCUUAACUUCGGGGUUGACUGUACGGUGUCAAUGGCCGCCAGUCUGCUACAAUCAGACUAUCGUAUCAAAGCGGGUUUCACAGUGAAUUCUUUCUGUGUGUGGUUGGAAUGGCACUACGAUGACCGAAGUACACGAACUUAUGUUUGAAUAGUGCUUAUGAGUUCAAGG
Molecule: messenger RNA, 900 nt
Organism: Sphaeroforma arctica JP610
Lineage: Eukaryota; Ichthyosporea; Ichthyophonida
Exons: 2
Coding region: 84-509 (141 amino acids)
Source: RefSeq, a predicted model, not a curated record